AGUCUUCCUACCUUUUGCCAAGCAUGCUGCUGCCUGUGCCUAUCUAUCCUUGUUCCGCCAGAGGGGAUGGAGGUGGACCUAGUCCACCUAAUAGUUUCUCGAGGGGAAGAUCGCUCCUUCUCCCUAGGGGACCGCGUUGGCCCCGAUACGAGUGGGAAGGCUGCAGUCGCCCUAAUGAUUUAUUAUAUCUGGUUCAGGUUGACGCCAGGGAUUGAGCACAAGUUUGAAGCAGACUAGUACAGGGCCAAGUAGGAGUAUGCUUCAUAUUAUCCAUUUCAAAUGCCUUACAUAUCAAGGAUAUGGUAGAGGUCAUUCACGCAAUCUUCUUCAAGUGAAGCAUGCAUUUGAGCUGAUCAGAGUGAUAUUUGAGCUACUUUUAGCAUCAAAGGAUGAUACCUUCAUGGUCCUGGCAGCGGCGGCUUAUGGCAUGGUCUUUGCUGCUCAUCAUGAACAGCCUAUUAAGAAUGCAGCGUUGGAGGCAAUGUAUGACCUCCCCACAAGAUCACAGCUCUUACAGAUGGCAAACGAAGAUGGGGAGUCAGCUAUAUUGACAAGCAGUUCACCAGCAAAGGAUUGGGCACAAACUGGUGAAGAAGGGAGCUGUUGGCUUGGUUAGGUGUGGCAAAUCGGUCUGACUUGAUGUUUUAAAACUGGGUUAUUUGUCCCCCUGCCCACGUUGUUAUCUUUCUCAUGUUUUAAAUAAAGCAGUAGUCUCAUGUUUCAUAGAUGCAGAAGAGCAGAACUUGGAUGUUUGUGUUGCGGAUCGUUUAGUUACUGUUAAUUUCUAAAUAAACAUCUACUCUAUUGCUUCAUUUGAUGCUAUGGU
Phoenix dactylifera (date palm) is the source of this 826-nucleotide messenger RNA. The record is from RefSeq and is a predicted model, not a curated record. NCBI's taxonomy places the organism in Eukaryota, Viridiplantae, Streptophyta, Magnoliopsida, Arecales, Arecaceae.